This is a messenger RNA of Colletotrichum chrysophilum, 1377 nucleotides long. RefSeq lists its product as uncharacterized. Bases 1 to 1377 code for a protein of 458 amino acids. The record is from RefSeq and is a predicted model, not a curated record. Gene Ontology annotation, biological process: carbohydrate transport; transmembrane transport. NCBI's taxonomy places the organism in Eukaryota, Fungi, Ascomycota, Sordariomycetes, Glomerellales, Glomerellaceae. Gene Ontology annotation, molecular function: carbohydrate:proton symporter activity. The transcript has 6 exons. Gene Ontology annotation, cellular component: membrane.
AUGGGGCCGUUUUCCAAGAUCAAGGCUACCAAGCCCAACAAAGAGGCCACAGUUCAUGCUCAAGACGAGGCCCCUCAGUUCGAACAUGUCACAUGGUAUCGCGACCCUGGGUUGAGGGCUCUGUAUUGGCAUGCCUUCAUCCUUUGCAUUGCGUCCGCUAGUACUGGAUACGAUGGAAUGUUCUUUAACUCCGUGCAGAAUUUCGAGUCAUGGAAGGAGUACUUUGACAGCCCCAGCGAUCAUCUCCUGGGGCUUCUAGCUGCUCUGUAUCAAAUUGGGAGUCUUGCCUCCAUUCCUAUCGUCCCCUAUUUCACCGACCACUGGGGCCGGCGACUGCCCAUUGUCAUCGGUGGUGUUAUCACGAUUGCAGGUGCUGCACUUCAGGCCUUCUGCCAGAACAUGGGAGGGGUCCCAGAGUCACCUCGAUACCUUAUCGCCAACGACAAGCUAGACGAUGCGAUGGCAAUUUUGGCCAAAUACCACGCGAAUGGCAACGUUGACCAUCCGACGGUAAAGUUCGAGUACCGCGAAAUCACAGAGACUAUCAAGAUGGAACAGGCCGCCAAGAAUCACAGUAGCUACCUCGACUUCUUCCGCACCCCGGGUAACAGAUACCGAUUCAUGAUUCUCAUCUCUCUUGGCAUAUUUUCUCAGUGGUCGGGAAACGCGAUCAUCAGUAAUUACACCAACAUAUUGUAUGACAACGCCGGAAUUACUGGCUCAACCGAAAAGCUCGGUCUGUCGGGUGGAUCAUCUAUGGUAUCGCUGAUUGUAUCCAUUUCUUUCGCCCUCUUGGUUGACAAGUUCGGCCGUCGCCCAAUUUUCUUGCUCUCCACCGGGGGCAUGUUUGGCACCUUCAUCUUCUGGACUUUGACCUGUGCGCUGUACGAAGAAUACAGCUCACCAGGAGCCAACCACGCCAUGAUAUUCUUCAUCUGGGUGUUCAACGUCGCAUACGCCAUCGCAUGGUCCGGCCUCUUGAUCAGCUAUGCCGUCGAAAUCCUCCCCUACACUCUACGAGCGAAGGGGCUGAUGAUCUUGAACAUCGCAAUUCAGUCGGCUUUGACUCUUAACAACUAUGCCAACCCAGUAGCACUGGAUUAUUUCGAAGGAGAAACUUGGAAGCUUUAUCUCAUCUACACUUGCUGGAUCUUCCUCGAACUGUGCUUCGUCUUCUUCAAGUACGUGGAGACAAAGGGACCGACUCUCGAAGAGCUCGCGAAGGUUAUCGACGGAUCAAAUGCACAGGUUGCUCAGCUUGACAUCCAGCAGAUCGAGAAGGAGGCUCAUAUCCACAAUGGCCGCGAUAGCGAGCACGCGGAUGGCGUCCCUCAGCUGGCAGAUUCAUUGGAUGAUAAAGGAGUCCAGCGGAACUAA